Messenger RNA from Astyanax mexicanus (Mexican tetra), 4741 nucleotides. It is a transcript of the gene pax2a, whose product is annotated as paired box 2a. The record is from RefSeq and is a predicted model, not a curated record. The transcript has 12 exons. Gene Ontology annotation, biological process: anatomical structure development; regulation of transcription by RNA polymerase II. NCBI's taxonomy places the organism in Eukaryota, Metazoa, Chordata, Actinopteri, Characiformes, Acestrorhamphidae. Gene Ontology annotation, molecular function: RNA polymerase II cis-regulatory region sequence-specific DNA binding; DNA-binding transcription factor activity, RNA polymerase II-specific. The coding region runs from base 679 to 2106 and encodes 475 amino acids.
GUGGCGGCGGACUGCAGCUUUUAGAAACAGACACACUGGGAAGAGGGCUUUCAUUCUCAGCCCAAAGCUUCUAACAGGCACAUCCCAUUCCUGAAGAGAGGGGGACCCGCUCGCUUACAGUCCUGCGCCGUGUUCAUGAUCUUUAGCCGCCCGCAGCCUUUUGCCUCCGUUCCGGCCUCAGCUCCAGCACUCAGCGCGCUGAAAACUACGGAUUUUACACGGCGGACAGCAGCAGCAGCAGCUUGCGCUCCUUCCUCUGAAACAUGUGGCACGCGGCGGUGCACUGACUGACUGAGCGAGCACUUCAAUCCCAAUCCCGCAGCGCGCGCGAGAGAGAGCCAGCCAGUGCGUGCCUGAGUGCGAGUGUGUAUGCAUAUGCGUGCCUGCGUGUGUUUUCCCCUCUCCGCGAGACGAGUGGCGGACAUGCUGCACUGUCCAGCGCUGCUGCUCCAUCACUGACUGACUGAAGAAGGAACUGAACUGGAGGCUCAGAGCUGAACUUGCUGAAGAAGUUCCCCCCCGCGAGCCCACCCCCUCUGGGCCUCGGACGCCCUCUGCUUCGAGCCACCUGUGUUUUUAUUUUUUCUUUUAUUAAUUUUUUUAAACUCACGCUUAAAGCUGCAUAACCGAGGCGAGACGGCGACCUCCGUCGAUUAUCUCUCCUUCCUUUGCUAUCCAAUGGAUAUUCACUGCAAAGCAGACCCCUUCUCCGCCAUGCACCGGCAUGGGGGUGUAAACCAGCUAGGCGGGGUGUUUGUGAAUGGCAGACCCCUACCUGAUGUGGUCAGGCAAAGGAUCGUGGAGCUGGCGCAUCAAGGGGUCAGACCCUGUGACAUCUCCAGACAGCUCCGGGUCAGCCACGGCUGUGUCAGCAAAAUCCUCGGCAGAUACUAUGAAACCGGCAGCAUUAAGCCUGGAGUUAUUGGCGGGUCCAAACCCAAAGUGGCCACCCCAAAAGUAGUGGAUAAAAUCGCAGAGUACAAGCGACAGAACCCCACCAUGUUCGCCUGGGAGAUCAGAGACAGACUGCUGGCUGAGGGAGUGUGUGACAACGACACGGUGCCAAGUGUGUCGUCUAUCAACAGGAUAAUAAGGACCAAAGUUCAGCAGCCUUUCCAUCCAUCUCCAGACGGCACGGGGACUACCCUCACCACAGGACACACUAUAGUGCCUAGCACGACUUCUCCACCCGUAUCAAGUGCUUCCAACGACCCAGUGGGCUCCUACUCCAUCAACGGCAUCCUCGGAAUCCCUCGCUCUAAUGGAGAAAAGAGAAAACGUGACGAUGUUCUCUGGAGUGGCAACCACUUGGAUGGGAGGAAAAUAGGAUAUUAUGGCUCAGAUGGCUCUGGCCCAAACAGUGAUUCUCAGGGUAGUGUGGAGAGUUUACGGAAGCACCUGAGGGCCGAUGCCUUCACUCAGCAGCAGCUGGAGGCUCUGGACCGGGUGUUUGAGCGGCCGUCGUACCCCGACGUCUUCCCAACGUCAGAGCACAUCAAGCCAGAGCAGGCUAAUGAAUACGCACUACCAGCACUGAACCCAGGACUGGACGAGGUCAAGCCCAGUCUGUCGACCAGCGCCAGCUCAGAAUUGGGCUCCAGUGUGUCGCAGAGCUACCCAGUAGUGACAGAGUCCCAUUCGUCCUCGCUGUGUGUUAAGCAAGAGCCACACGAGGCUUCGCUGGCUCCUUUCACCCCCUCCUCGCUGGCAGCCUCGGGCCUAGCGGAACUGUUGCCCUUCCAGCCCAGCGUGUCAGUAGACGCCUCCACCCCCUGCUACGGUGCCUAUGCCCACCAUGGCCCCAGCUACGGCCAGUAUGCAAGCCAGCCUAUUAUAGCAGGUCGAGACAUGGCCAGCACGACUCUCCCAGGCUACCCCCCUCAUGUCCCCCCCACUGGGCAGGGAAGCUACCCCACCUCAACACUUGCUGGAAUGGUCCCUGGAAGCGACUUUUCAGGAAACCCCUACUCCCAUCCACAAUACACAACCUACAAUGAGGCUUGGCGGUUCAGCAACCCUGCAUUAUUAAGUUCCCCUUAUUAUUAUAGUGCCGCAUCCCGUGGCUCCGCCCCUCCCACUGCUGCCACUGCCUAUGACCGCCACUAGUUACCAUGGCAACCCAAUCAAACUGCAGCACCAUGGCCGUGGCCUCCAUAUUGUACCAGUCUGAAUGGCAUUAAGGUCCACGGGAUUGAACGUGACUCUCCGCAGUCUUCAGUUUGGCGAGGUCAAGCUGAGAUUAAGAGGGUCGAGCAGCGGUGGGUUUUUUUCGCCUCGGAGCAUUUCGUCGACCCUUCUGAUCAUCAACUCCAGAGCCCUUCCUCGUCCUUCAGCUCGCCGGAAAAACAAAAAAGACUGAACGUUUUGUCCGAAAAAGACUCUGAAAGAUUAUACAAAAUAUAUAUAUUAUAAAAUAUAAAAACAUGACAAACCGUGUGAAAAAUACAAAGUAACAAGUGAUGUGUUUUUUUUUUUGUUGCUUUUUUCCAUCAAUACAUUCCUUUACAUACUGUACUUAAAUCACUGACCUAGGAUUGACCGAGGCAUUUAGAGUUGUCCUUUGCCAAUGUCCUACCAUUCCCACUGUCUUACCUCUCACGGACACGCAUCAAUUAUGCAAGGGGUGCAGAGCAGGAGAGACCUGCAGCAGGAAGCUUCUACUCCCUCCCCUGUCAUAAUCAGCAGUUUAGUCAUCUGCAGCCUCUGAUUGAUGGCAUGAUAAUAGCAAAAGACAUACAUUCUUUUCUGUGAUACACAAUCAUAUGUACAAGUCUGAAUAUUGAGAAUAAAAAAGAAAACGUGCUUUCAAAUGGCCUGAAAAGAAAUGAUUAUUGUUUUACAAGUUUAAUUUUUUUCUUUUCUUUUUUUUACACAGUCAGUAUUAUGCCUGAUUUCAGUCUUGCAGUUUAAAUUGGUUUAAAUAGUUCAUUCUGUUACAAUUCCUUAAUAUAUCAUGCUUUGUUCAUUUUUGCACUAUUUAAUCACAUAAUUUCAAAACGGAGUGAGCAAGCAAUUUUUUUUAUAUACUUACUGUAUAUGCAUAAACACAUACAACCAUUCAUUUGAAAUGCUUUGUAACUAUGUGGCAGAUUUGGGCAAAGUAACAUCAUUUGAAUGUGUAUCUUCCAUAAUCUUUAUCAUUUUUUUUGCAAAACUGCUGUUAAAUUAUUUCCUUAGAACCAAGAAAUGAAACAUACUGCUAUUCUUACUAAAAGAAAAAAUAUGCUGUAUGUCUAAACAACACUCCUAAUACUGCCUUACUCCCAUUCUUUCCCUCCUUUUAACCCCCCAACAUGGGUUAAAGCAACAUUGGCAGUAGUCCUGAGAGGUAGACAUGCAUGUAGCACAACAUUUGUGUUGUUGAUCACGAUUUCUCUAAAUCUAGGUGGGACAUUCAAGACGGAAGUGCAAACUGAUUCAUGGCAUUACACUCCUGGAAACUGUAAAGUGAAUGUAACUUUUACCACAUUUGCCAAAGACUUAGUUUGAUAUUUAAUAUUUUAUUUGCAGUAUCUGUAUGCAUUAAUAAAGCAGUAUUAUGUUUUAAUAGUAGUCAACACUGAUUGUAUGUUGGUAAUGUUAAAUUGCGAAAAAAACGCAAAAGGGUCCAUCAAAUACACAUUACAGUGUACACGAAAAAAAAACAAGGUGUAUUCAGUUACUUAAUGUUAUGUCAUUUGCAACAAAUUGCUGCUUUGUAGAAUUUGUGUAUAAUGUGAAGACAAUUCUUCUAUGUAUAUAAGAUCACCUACAUCUGACCAUUGCAGUAUCGUACUAAUUUACUGAUUCCAUUUGUACAUAUGCGAUUUGAAGAAGAAAAAAAAAAGGAUUACAUACAUUUGUGUCUUAUGUGUUGUGUUUUGCACUAAAGCACAACGAUAAAAAGGAAAAAAAUGCAAAAAAAAAAAAAAAAAGCUUCUUCUGGGUUUCAAAUGACACUCAUCACAUGUACGGCUGGUUGUAUGUUUGGUUCGGUUUUUCUGGACUUGUUCAUCAUUAUUUUUUAAGUCACUAUGCAAAGCAAGUAAAAUGGCGUUUCUGUAUUCGUUCUGUUUUAUUACUGCGUUCAAUUUGACAUUCCUAGUUCCGGUUGAUCCAACGGCCUCUUAUCCUGAGUCCUGUUGAUCCUGCUACUACUACUACAGUCUGUAUAAGGAAGCAAACAGUGCAAACAUGCCUGGUUCUGAGGACUGGACUGUGCUUCACACCAGUCUUUAUACCCUGAUUUUGGCACAAUAUUUGGUGCAACUUGCAGCAAACUAUAAUGAAAAAAAAUAUAUAGCACAUAUACAGAUGUUCCUGCUUAUUUAUACAUACAUACACACAGUGAGAGAUAAACCGAUCCAUUCCUUCAGAUCCAUAACGCCUUCUAGCAGCAUGGAGUGAACUGCAGUAACGAAUAAAAUAACACUGUUGAAUACCGUUACAGCUGAAAAGGUCAAAAGUGCAGUCCCGCUUAGAACGAAGAGAGUCCUGUCCCACUCGUUGCACUACAUGUUUUUCUUUUUUUUUGUCUUUUUGUAAAAGAGGCAGAGAGAAAAGACCUACAUUAUUAGAGCAAGGCAGAGGACAUGGUUCUCCACCAGUUGUUAAAAUGAUACAGGAGAUAUGUCACGGACAUAACAAGAGUUUCUGAUGAAAAUCUAUAACAAAAGCCAUGUGGCCUCAAUCAUUGCUCUGUUCCACUUCUGUCCAAUUCCCUUUUUUUGUGCACAUGAGAAAUAAAUUUUUUGUAUGUCAA